AUGGAGCUGCAAAGGGUUGAAGGUUCCGGGGCACAAAAACAAAGGUCAGUGGUGAUUGAGGAUCUAGGAUAUGCUUAUUGUAGUCCUGUUGUUCCUUAUAAGACAAAGAGCAAUGUUGAACAGCCAACUAAAUACCCUGAGCCACAUAAGGUGAAGAUAGUGGAGCAAGAAGCAGUGAAUGAUGUUGGGGAUUUCUCAAAACCUAAUGCACCAAAGCAGGGAAAGGGUAUAAGGUCUUCAAAGGGAAAAACAUUGGCUCUACAAAAGGCACCAAAGAAAGGAAAGGCUACAAGGUCUUCAAAGGGUAAAACAGUGACUCAACCUGAGGCACCAAAGAUUUAG
Messenger RNA from Prunus armeniaca (apricot), 342 nucleotides. The record is from the annotation of a GenBank genome assembly. Lineage: Eukaryota; Viridiplantae; Streptophyta; Magnoliopsida; Rosales; Rosaceae.